UUUCACUUUUCACAUUUUUACUUUAGAAGAAAUUACAGAAUCGAUACCUAGAUCUUGCUUGAGAUUGAAUGGCGCCCAAAUAAAACGCGCUAAAAUAAUAACUGACACUGUCCGCUGUCAGACAUAGACAUAAGAUAAAUGCGCGCAUAUGCGUGAAACGGAACGCACCUAUAGGAGGAGAUAUACAUAUGUGUACGCAUGUGCGGUUUAACGGUAUCUGAUUCAACUUCUUCUUUGUUGCGUACCCCCUCCACAUGCUCUGAUAGCGGGCAGUAGGCAGCGGGCAGAAAUAUUGUAGCCAUCUUAUUUUUUACGACAUUGGUUUAAUGCAUCGCUCGAAUGGAGAUUAAGUUGUUCGUAUUUUUGAGAAAGAGUAUCGUAUACAUUACAAUAGAUUGUGAAAUUUUGGUCGGUGUUUACACAAAUGUAAAAUAAAGUAAACGAGUGAUAAUAUACGGAACAUACAUAUUUUGCUGAAAUAUUAAGCAACAAGUUGAGGAACUAUUGCACACAAAAAAUAGAAAGGAACGUCUAUGUAUUUAUAAAUAAUGGCAAAAGGAAAAAGAGGACCUUAUAAAAGAUAUCUAACAGACGACUCUGAAGAAAUUCCCACAACAACAAAAUAUUCUCGCGUAGUAAGAGCAAAAGAACAGAAAAUAGCGACACAGAUGGAAAUGUACCUUAAUGAAGAAAUUAAUUCGUGUGAACAAAGUGAUAUGACAAUUGAAGAGCAUUCUUUCCAAGAAUCUUUUGAAGAAGUAAACAUGAUUCACAAUACUGAAUGUAACAAUGAAAAUAAAAGUAGUGAAUCUGAAGAAGACAGAGAUGAACAGGAUUAUUUAGCUGAAGAUGGAAAUGAACACUAUUACUUAUCUGAAGAUGAAGAUGAACAUGAUUAUUCUUUUAAAGAUGAAGAUGAAUAUUAUUCUGAUAAUUUUUUUGAAGAUGGAAAUGAUUGUUAUACUUCUAACAAUGAAAAUGACAAUAAUGAAAUUAAUUUUUAUAGCGAUAAUGGAGAGAUUUAUGAAAAUAAUAAUUCUGAUAAUGAAGAAAAUGAAAAUCAAGAAUAUCAAAAACAUUUGCAGAAACACAUUGAAUUUCCCAUAUAUGAAGGAUGUGAUUUAAGUAAAGAGGAAAGCCAAUUAUUACUAAUGAGUUUGGCAGUUAAAAACAAAUGACUGACACCGGAUUGCAAGCUUUACUUCAAAUUAUUGAUUGCCAUUUGCCAUUUAAAGUGCAUCACUCAAAGUAUCAUUUUCUACAGUUCUUUCCAAAGGUGAUUUCUUGUAAAUAUUAUUUUUGUCCAACGUGUUUUACUAUAUUGACAUUUCAUCAUGAUAUUAUUAUUGAAUGUAAUAAUUGUAAAGAACGUUACGAACAAAUCCAAUUACAAAAAAAUUUUAAUUUUUUUUAUCAUUUUCCAUUAAAACCGCAGUUGAUUGAAUUAUUAAAUUCUAAAUUAUUUACACAAUGUAGAAAAACUUGUCCCAUUGAAAGUGAUAUCGUAGAUGGAACACUUUAUCGUCAUUUAAAAGAACAAAAUGUUAUAUGUGACAACGAUAUUACUAUUCAAUGGAAUACAGAUGGUGUAGAAAUAUUUAAUUCAUCCAUGUACAAUAUAUGGCCCAUUCAAGUAUGUAUAAAUGAAUUACCAUACCGACUUAGAAGAGAAAAUAUUUUGCUUUGUGGAUUAUGGUUUUAUAAGAAAAAACCACCAAUGGAUUUGUUCUUGCGUCCAUUCAUAGAUGAACUUUUGGAAUUACAAACCAACGGGUUUUGGUGUGCCACACUUGAACACAAAGAACCUAUACACAUAAAAGUUUAUGCACUUCUCGCAAGUGUAGAUACAGUAGCUAGACCACUUAUUCAAAACAUAAAACAAUUUAAUGGUAUAUAUGGAUGUUCCUAUUGUCUCCAUAAAGGGGAACAAAUUUCAAUCAGAAGAGGUCAGAUACGUAUAUAUUCUGGUGAUAAAAAAGCAAUGCGAAGGAUGAAGCAGCAUUAUAAAUACGUUGAGAAAGCUAUUAAUGAAGGAAGACCAAUAAAAGGUGUUAAAGGACCUUCAAUAGUAAUGUUUUUAUCUACUUUUCAUAUUAUUCAUUCUUUUCCACCAGAAUAUAUGCAUUCAGUUUUAUUAGGUGUCACAAAAUUAUUUGGAACAUUGUGGUUUGACUCAGCUAAUAGUAAUAAAGAUUGGUAUUUAGGUUUAAGAGUGAGUGAAUUUAAUAAUAAAUUAUUGGCUAUACGGCCUCCAUGUGAAAUUACAAGAACGCCACAAUCCAUAAAAAAUAAAAAUGGAAGGCAAACGAAUGGAAAUCUUUUUUAUUAUAUUAUUCGCUCAUUUGCUUGAUUGAUAUAAUGCCACGGAAAUAUGUUAAACAUUGGUUACUGUUUGUAUAUAGCAUUUAUAUAUUUUCCAAAACAAAAUUUA
Messenger RNA from Nylanderia fulva, 2431 nucleotides. NCBI's taxonomy places the organism in Eukaryota, Metazoa, Arthropoda, Insecta, Hymenoptera, Formicidae. The record is from RefSeq and is a predicted model, not a curated record.